UCCUGGCCAGCACAGCCCCCAGCAGAUCCCGAGAAGGUUCCUGAACGGCGAGGAGUAAAACUAUGCUGCAUCACCGUCUAUUCAGAGAUAGAAUCCUUAUUCGAGCGAUUCUCCAGUUGGGAAAAAUUACAAAGAGUCUUUGCCUACGUUCUCAGGUUCCUCUACGAGCUGAAACAAGGUGCAGCAUCAGGCCGGCAUGAACCGAUGAUAUCUACCGAGCUUCACAAUUCGCUGAUUGUCAUUGCUCGCAUUACACAGCACUCAUCGUUUGCUCAGGAGAUCCAGACUUCACUGCGACUGCGAUUCUGGAUAACUAAUGGCCGAUCGGUUGUCAGACAAGUGAUCCGAAAGUGUGUUACAUGUUUCAAAACGAAGGCCGAGGCCACCAGGCAGCUAAUGGGACAGCUGCCUGUAUCUCGCGUCACACCAAGCAAGCCAUUCUCCCAUUGUGGUAUGGACUAUGCCAGGCCCUUGCAAGUGAAAUACUGUAAUCCUCGAAGUAGAACCCAGAGAAAAUGCUAUAUAGCACUGUUUGUGUGCAUGGCGACUAAGGCCAUACAUAUUGAACUGGCCAGCGACUUGACAACUGAAGACUUCAUUGCUGCGUUAUGGAGGUUCGUUUCAAGACGUGGGCACUACGGUCAGAUGUACAGUGACAACGGCACAUAUUUCACCGGAGCAAAGUGACGGCUGAACGAGAUGUCUCGACUGCUAGGCUCAAGGGAUUAUCUUUUGGCUAUAUCAAGAUAUGCAGCUCAAGAAGGGAUGGAGUGGUAUCUAAUCCCCCCCCCCACUCCCCUCACUUCGGCGGACUUUGGGAAGCGGGUGU
This is a messenger RNA of Cryptotermes secundus, 829 nucleotides long. RefSeq lists its product as uncharacterized. The transcript is spliced from 2 exons. Gene Ontology annotation, molecular function: nucleic acid binding. The coding region runs from base 205 to 687 and encodes 160 amino acids. The record is from RefSeq and is a predicted model, not a curated record. Lineage: Eukaryota; Metazoa; Arthropoda; Insecta; Blattodea; Kalotermitidae.